CUUGUGUGUAAUUAACCUCUUCCGUGUUCCAGCCAUUGAAGUACCACCGUUUUUCUCUUUAUCUUAAUCAUCACAAUUUCCUUAUUUUAUUUAUUUAUUUAUUUUCCUUAUUUAUCCACUUAUAUAUAUAUGUAUAUAUAUUUUUUGAAGGAAUAUAUAUGUAUGUAUAUAUAUAGCUUCUUUUUCAGAUUUCUUCCUAACUUUUGUUCAUUCUUCAACCCUCACAAGUCACCACCUAACCAUCUCGUAAUAUUCCCUUAAAAAAGAUCUUUUAUCAAUCAAACGCAAGAUUCGGUUUUGAUCUCCUUAUUGGUGUUGCAGUCUGGUGAUUGUGGCUCAAGAUAUAUCUAAUUAUUUAUUCAAUGCUGAAUUGCUCUGAGUAUCUUAGGAUUGUGCGUUAUUGGGUGUACUAAAUUAUAGAGCUGUGAAGACUGCGAUUCAAUUUGCUGUAAAGUGCAAUAAGGAACCAAUAUAUGUUCAUUUGCUAACACACUGUCGUUCCUUUCAUUGUGACACAUUGCAGUUCAAGUAGAUGGCUAGUAGAAAAAGAAGCAUGCCGGGUGAAGUAGAUAAGCAUGCUCUGUACAAGGAAUGGGAUGAAGCUUCAUGCGCUAUAUGCAUGGAUCACCCACACAAUGCCGUUCUUCUACUUUGUAGUUCUCAUGAUAAGGGUUGCCGAACUUACAUUUGUGACACAAGCUAUAGGCAUUCAAACUGCCUGGAUCGGUUCAGGAAAGUCACAAUUGAAAAACCUGCUCCCCCUGCUCCCAGUUCAAUGAGGAGGAUCCCCUCACCGGUCAGGUUUAGAAGUAGGAGGCGAAGUUUUACUUUUCAAACUUCUAAUGGGAACUUAGGGUUGAGAACGCCAAGCAGUUUGUCUGAGUUUCGUGGGGAACUUGAUGCAUCUUCAGGUGAUGCUCUGGUAACCAAUGCUUUUGCGGGAGGAUCAGAAAAUGGCACCGCUAUUACAAAUGAUCACGUGGAGAUGAAUGAUGGGGUAGAAACUAGCAAUGCUGUCUCUGGAAGUGAAAGGGGUCCCGAAGGGGUUGAUGCUGACAACCCGUCAGAAUCAAAACCGGACCUCAGAUGCCCCCUGUGUCGUGGAAGCGUUUUGGGUUGGAAGGUUAUGGAAGAGGCUAGAAACUACCUUGAUUUGAAGCCUAGAAGUUGUUACCGUGAAUCAUGCUCGUUUGUUGGUAACUAUAGGGAACUGCGGCGUCAUGCUAGGAGAGUGCAUCCCACUGCCCGUCCUGCUGAUGUUGACCCGUCAAGAGAACGAGCUUGGCAACGCCUCGAAGACCAGAGAGAAUAUGGUGACAUUGUCAGUGCUAUCCACACAGCUAUGCCAGGUGCCAUCGUGCUCGGAGAUUAUGUAAUUGAAAAUGGAGAUAGGCUAUCGAGUGGACGAGGAAUAGGUGAAAACAGCAGAUUGCUUAGCACCUUCUUUCUGUUCCAAAUGAUCGGCUCAAUGGAUCCUACACACGAGCCAAGAGGCAGCAGGUCAAGGGCGUUGUCAAGGUACCGACGCUCCAAUGGACCUUUUUCUAGGCGGCGCUUUCUUUGGGGUGAGAAUUUAGGGCUUCACUAUGACGACGAUGACAAUGAUGACGGGAAUGAUGAAGUCGAGGAUGAACAUGACCUGAAUAUGUCGAAUGACUUGGGUGACAAUGGUUCUAACCCUAGAAGGCGGCGCAGAUUGAUGCGAUCCCGGUCAGAUGAAGAUCAAGAUUAGACUUUUGGGUGACAAUGGUUCUAGUUCUGUCAUUCCUGCUCCAAACAUGAACUGAUAUUUUCAUUCAGAUGUUUUAUUCAAGCUAUAAUACUUGUAAAUUGUCCUUGAUUCUUGAAUCUUGAAACUCCCAGAUUGCUGAAAGGUCAUGCUAUUAUCAUAUUGUUCUGCCAUUUGCUAGAUAUUAUGGCUUUGGUAACCAUGAACCUUGUUUGAAGAAAUAUCACUUUGAAACCAGUUAUGAUUAAUGUUUUAUCA
Molecule: messenger RNA, 1987 nt
Organism: Ipomoea triloba (trilobed morning glory)
Lineage: Eukaryota; Viridiplantae; Streptophyta; Magnoliopsida; Solanales; Convolvulaceae
Exons: 4
Coding region: 533-1732 (399 amino acids)
Source: RefSeq, a predicted model, not a curated record